AUGGAAGAAUUCAUGGUGGAAAUCGGGAAAUUCUGGAAGAUAGAGGUUCAGUGGCCUUCGGAAGUGCUCCUAUUGGCAAUAAACGCAUAUAGCUGGCUUUUGGUGUACCAGAUAGCCUUCAUCACGAUUAAAAUGGCGAAUUCGCCGAGACCAGGAACCUGGGCACUCGAACGAUCUCUGGACGGAGAAAAAUACCACCCUUGGCAGUACUUCGCGAGGAGCGACAAGGAAUGUCUCGAAACAUUCGGCGUAUCAGCAACCAAAGGCAAACCUCACUAUUUCACCGACUUCGAAGUCAUCUGCACCUCUUUCUAUUCGAGGCUGACCCCACUGGAAAAUGCAGAGAUCCACACGUCACUAAUAAACGGUCGACCCGGAGCGAAUGAAACCAGCCCGGAGUUAUUGGAAUUCACCAAGGCGAGAUACGUCAGAAUCCGGUUGAUGGGUCUCAGAGGCAACCAAGAACCGGUGCCAAAAUGGUUGUCGCAUGACGUAUGGAAGGACAAGAAGCUAUUCUACUCCAUCAGGGACAUCUCAAUUGGCGGGCAGUGUGUAUGCAACGGACACGCCGAAGAAUGCAGACAUAAUGUAGCGUCUGGGCUCUACUAUGCACAAGUUGAGAGUAGGCUACGAUACGGUGUGAUAUUUUGGGGUUUAUCUACCCUAGCAAAAGAUAUAUUCGUGGCACAAAAGCGAAUUUUACGAUCAAUGACGGGGCUUUCACAGAUCGAUUCAUGCAAAGAUAUAUUCAAGAAACUGAAAAUAUUAACAUUACCAUGUCUAGUCAUAUCAGAGUUGAGUAUGCUAGUAUUCGACAAUAACGAUGGAAUAUAUGUGAGAAACAAACAAAAUCAUGGUUUCAAUACAAGACAAAAGAAUGAUUUUUCAAUUCCAUUUGGAAAAUUCAAAAUAACUCACCAAUCUCCUAGUCAUAUGGCUCCUAGAAUAUACAAUGCUCUUCCUUCAAAUGUGAAAAACUGUUUAACAAAGCAAUCAUUCAAACAUUAUUUGAAAUCCUUUUUGACAGAACAGAGUUUUUAUAAGCUGGAUGAAUAUUUGUCAUGGCAAUUGGCGCACCCGGAAUGCGAGUGCAGCCAUCACACGUGCGGCCCGAACUGCGACCGAUGCUGCCCGAUGUUCAACCAGCGCCAAUGGGGGCCCGGCUCGGCCAGAGACGCCAGACAGUGCCUGCCCUGCAACUGUCACGGCCACGCCUCCAGCUGUCACUAUGACGUCGACGUGGACAGGGCCGGACUCAGCAUGGACGUGGCGGGGAACUAUCAGGGGGGCGGCGUUUGCGACAACUGCACGGACUUCACGACCGGCAUCAACUGCGACCAAUGCCUGCCCGGCUACUACCGCCCCGCUGGCACCCCGCCGUCCGCCCCGCGCCCCUGCCGCCCCUGCCAGUGCCAAGGGCGCGGCGCCCUCGGGCCCUGCGACGGGACGGGGGCGUGUCUAUGCAGGGAGGGGUACGCGGGGGCGGCAUGCGACCGGUGCGCCCCUGGUCGGGCGGGGUUCCCCGCCUGCGAGCCGUGUCCCUGUGACGAGAAGGGGGUGGCGGGGAAUGGGGAUUGCGAGGGGGAGUGCGUUUGCAAGAAAUCGCAGUUGUUGGUUUUGAGACAGAACGACUCAGGGAUGUUUUGUUUGGGGUGCAGAAAUCACGAGCUUGGGGGUUGGAUCGAGCUUUAUUUCCCCUAUGUUGGGUUACUUACAGAGCUUGGGCAUAAACCAGUACUGAAAUUAAUAAGCCGCGUCACUAAGUGUGAAAAAUAG
This is a messenger RNA of Phaedon cochleariae (mustard beetle), 1776 nucleotides long. NCBI's taxonomy places the organism in Eukaryota, Metazoa, Arthropoda, Insecta, Coleoptera, Chrysomelidae. The record is from the annotation of a GenBank genome assembly.